AUGUCGGAGCCAAUUUCCUUAGCGGACAUCCAAUUCCCAGCUGCGUCUCAGAAUAUAUCCCACCUCCUCUCAGACCUGCGGAGAUCGGCUCUGUCAAUCACAAAUAGGCUAAAGUCUAUGGAGACAGACUCUAUUUUUGUCCAAGAGACAUCAGACUACUAUGGUUUACCCCUUGUUGCUAACGAGAGAUGUGGAAGCUGGUAUAUCCCACCCGACAAGAAGGUUGGGAGCUCCUAUUUCAAAAGUACAGAUGGUCAUAUGGGGCAGUGGGACUUUAGUCUAAGGCGACUGAAUAUGCAGGUUUUAGAUAUUUUAAAGAAGCAUGGAGGAUGUGUGAUUGUUGAUUCGACAAGAAGGGGUAAAACCAUGCCAGACGCUCUAGGGAAAACGAUACCAAUCUGGUGCGCGGUAAUGAAUAGAACGCUAUAUCCUGACAAGCCUACCUUCCAUGCAGUUCAGUUUGCACCCUCGUACCUUGGAGAAUCAGAAGAGUCACAGAUUGAAAGCAAAGUAAACGGUUUCGUAGAAUCAUUUAAAACUUUAAAUUUGGAUAUAGAGAAAAUAAAAGAUAGACUGGGGAAACCUAUUCGUCUGGUCUGGGCUAGCAGAGACUACUUCUCAGAUAAUGACGAACAUGACGAUUCACAUUUACUCGUUCUCUGCUCGGCAUCUCGAUGUGUUCGUGGCGCUGAGAUGUCAGAGGGCGGGUAUAUACAGGGUGCAGGCGACGAUAGCGAGGGAUGGUCUCACGGCCUCACGCCUCCUGUAUUUUGGAAAUAUAAAGAUCAACUCAUGGCUGCUGGGGAAUCAGAGCUUCCCGAGCUUAUCCAGGAACUGAUUGAAAAGGAACGCAAGUUACCGUCGACUGAUGGACGAUACUUGAUAAACCCCACCAAGAACAUGUAUAUUGGGAAACGAAGUGGUGUUGGUGACGAAGUGUCAUCUUUUGAUUUGGUCAUCGAUUGCGCUGGAAGCGUCGAUCCGAGUGAAUCGAAACCACAAUCGGUCAAACGGUUAAAUCUCGGCUGUCCUGCCGGGAAGUUAGGAAGCCGACAACUAAGAAAGGUCCUUGGGAACGUUGAAAGCUUUGUAUCCCGCCAUUUAACUGCUGAUCCCACCCUCUCCCUUCUUAUAGUGUGUACAGAUGGCAAAGAUAUCUCAGUCGGAACAGCUUUGAUGGUGCUUUGCGCCCUCUUUGAUGAUCAAGGGAAUUACUGUGGGCCAAGUGAUAAGUCUACAAUAAACAAGCAGUUUAUCCGGCAACGUCUGGCAUGGAUUGUUAUGUCAAAGGAAGACGUCAAUCCGUCAAGACCGACUCUUCAAUCAAUUAAUUCAUACCUUAUGGAUAAGAAUGGAUAA
This is a messenger RNA of Nannizzia gypsea CBS 118893, 1359 nucleotides long. RefSeq names its product tRNA '-O-ribosylphosphate transferase. Gene Ontology annotation, biological process: charged-tRNA amino acid modification. Gene Ontology annotation, molecular function: tRNA adenosine(64)-2'-O-ribosylphosphate transferase activity. The transcript is spliced from 5 exons. Lineage: Eukaryota; Fungi; Ascomycota; Eurotiomycetes; Onygenales; Arthrodermataceae. The coding region runs from base 1 to 1359 and encodes 452 amino acids. Gene Ontology annotation, cellular component: cytoplasm. The record is from RefSeq and is a predicted model, not a curated record.